UUCUCCCUCUUCACUGUCAAGACGGCAAGGAAUGGGAUGCGGAAUCAUUCCAUUAUGGGUAUUGGUUAGCAUGGGAGGCUCAGUGACCUACAGAAAACUAGACAGGGUGGCACGGCACGGCACGGCACGGCAGAGGAACGGAGUACCUUUCCUGCCCCGCAAACGGAUGGGGACUCCGACUUCAGCCGGCCAAGCGGGGAUAAGCCGGUCCCCACAAUGGCGGAAAGCCACAAGACGGAGCCCUCCGUGUGGAAAUGUCACCGCCGACGCUGCACGGAAUGAUAACAUACUGUGCGUAUGUAAUUGGCGGGAUCAUCUCUAAAGAUAUGAUGGGUCGGUCGGCCCGGAUAGAAUGUGGAUUGGUUGGUCAUCAUGAGCGUCUGGUGAGAUGUAAGCGGGAUACAUUUGGCAUAUUUCCCAUUUACGGAUCGGUACCUACAUUUUCUCUCUUUUCUCGUCUUUCUGUGUCACUUCACUUCUUCCUGCGUCUCUGCGUUCUUGGCUGGGAAGUAGGAAGCUUCGGUGAAAUGGGCGGAAGUUUGUCCCCGUUUCAGCAGCGGCUUGUGUUUGCUUCUAUCGUUUGCCAUUCUCUGCAUGCUCUGUAUUCAACUGUACAAUACUCUAAACUUUCUUUUUGGGCUGAAUCGACUUUGGAAAGAAUGGCGGCCGGGGUGGAACCGGUCGAUGACCUCGGCUGGGAGUCGCAUUGGAGGCAUAGACAGCUAUGCGGAAGGGAGGCGGCGUAUGUUGCGAGAACAGUGAAAAAUGUAUUCUGUCCAUGCUACUUGGAUGGCUAGGCUAGGCCUGUGGUGUCGACGGAGUCGUUGAUAAGGCAAUUAAGCUCC
Messenger RNA from Parathielavia appendiculata, 845 nucleotides. RefSeq lists its product as uncharacterized. Lineage: Eukaryota; Fungi; Ascomycota; Sordariomycetes; Sordariales; Chaetomiaceae. The record is from RefSeq and is a predicted model, not a curated record. The transcript has 2 exons. Bases 255 to 797 code for a protein of 180 amino acids.